Messenger RNA from Elgaria multicarinata webbii, 1892 nucleotides. It is a transcript of the gene EBP, whose product is annotated as EBP cholestenol delta-isomerase. Lineage: Eukaryota; Metazoa; Chordata; Lepidosauria; Squamata; Anguidae. The transcript has 6 exons. Bases 132 to 815 code for a protein of 227 amino acids. Gene Ontology annotation, cellular component: endoplasmic reticulum; membrane. Gene Ontology annotation, biological process: cholesterol biosynthetic process. Gene Ontology annotation, molecular function: steroid Delta-isomerase activity; C-8 sterol isomerase activity; cholestenol delta-isomerase activity. The record is from RefSeq and is a predicted model, not a curated record.
CUUUGGGCAGCGGGUGAGAUUUCAGACACAGCAGGAUUUGGCUGGGACGGAACCUUCUGUACCAGAUUUUGAAAGCAGCAUUAGCAGGAGAAUAAUCCCUCAGCAUCUUGGUUUUCUCCUCCUCGACCGCCAUGGGGCUAGAAGCUGUCCCCCACCCAUACUGGCCUCGGAACCUGGAGCUCCAGCAUUACAUCCCCAACGACCGGCCCAUGUGGCAGAUUCUGACUUUCUUCUUCUCCACCUUCGGGGCCCUCUUGAUACUGACGUGGCUCGCAGCCCGGUGGUGGAGCAGGACGGUUGCCCCUCUGGGAACUGGGCGCUCCUUGGCAAUCUGCUGGUUUGUCAUCUGUGGCAUUAUCCAUAGUGUCAUCGAAGGCUGGUUUAGCCUGUACCACAUGGAAAUCCCAGGGGACCAAUCUUUCCUCUCACAGCUCUGGAAGGAAUAUGCCAAAGGUGACAGCAGAUAUGUCACAGCAGACAAUUUCACAGUUUGCAUGGAGACCGUUACAGCCUGUGUUUUGGGGCCCCUAAGUCUCUGGACUGUGGUAGCAUUUCUGUCACACCAGCCCCACCGGUUCGUGCUGCAGCUGGUAGUGUCGCUGGGCGAGCUGUAUGGAGAUAUUCUCUACUUCUACACUGAGUACCGUGAUGGUUUCAGCCACAGUGAGAUGUGGCACCCAAUCUACUUCUGGUUUUAUUUUGUCUUCAUGAAUGCUUUGUGGAUUGUCUUUCCCUUUGUCCUCAUCUUAGAUGCGUGGAAGCAUCUUAGUGCUUCCCAGAGGAUAAUGGAUGCCGGCAAGUUCAAGAAGCACUGAUCCCCACCCAGUGAAUCAGAAUGGAUUGUAGCCAUUCAGGACCUGGUUAGCUACUUCUUGCUCCUUUAUGUAGGUCUUUCUCAACUGUAAUCCCUCCAGUUCCACUAGGUUCCCCCCCUCCUCUUCUGAUUUUAAAUAGAACAAAUUGUGGUGAAACAGCAUAACCUAUGGUGGCAAUUCUCCACUCUUAAGAGUUCAUAGCUCAGAGGUUAAGGUUGCAAUUCUAUCUGCACUUACCUGAGCACAAGCAUCUUUGAAUCCAGUAGGUUUUACUUCUGAGUAAAUGUGCAUAGGGCCAGGCUAUCUGUAACACAGCCUUCACAAUGUAUUAAAUCGAGCAGUGCUAUGGAGAACUGCAUAUGAGGCCGUCUCCCUUCUAGACCUGGGGCUAUGACCUCUUAGGCUACAAAAGGGGCUGCAUUGUCUAAUAUUCAUAGCAUUGCUUUGUUUGAACACAGAACUGCACUAUGGAGGCUGCAAGGGGUGUGUGUGUUCUGUCUCUCUUCUAGUCUUAGAUCAAUAUGAUCUUAAGCUAGGAGACAGAACGCAGGGCAGCAUCAUAGUGGUUAAGCACCUAGCUUUAUCCCUAUGCCAGUGGAGAAUCAGCUGGUCACCUAGUGGCCUUUUACUUAAGGCAAGUGGCCAGUGACUGAGGCAAAGGCUGAACUGAGUAGACACUACUCACUAAUGGAAAUGCAUUGAGAUGGACCAAAAGAGAGGCACCCCUGCUCCCAAGGAACUGCUGGGGAUCGGAUGGUAACAGUGUACUGGGGACAUAUAGUAUGGAAAGGCUUUGACUUGGUUGUUUUACUCCUUGCAAUUUCCAACUCAUUUUUUCAAGCUCUUUUGGGAUUCAUAGACAUCCAUCUGUGCCUGCAGCACAAAAGCUACCAUGAAGAAAAAAACCAGAAUUGUCCCUCUGAAUACCUUUGAAGCUGGGAUCUGCUUCUUGCCUUUUGGAUAGAUGUUUUUAUAAAGAGUGCUCCAGCUCAUCCCCAUAAUCAGGAUCCACACAGUUCUGAACAAAUGAUUUGAAUACCUUCCGUAUGCUGCUGAGCUCACUUCUAAAUGUGGGGG